This is a messenger RNA of Heterobasidion irregulare TC 32-1, 1299 nucleotides long. RefSeq lists its product as uncharacterized. Gene Ontology annotation, molecular function: zinc ion binding; DNA-binding transcription factor activity, RNA polymerase II-specific; RNA polymerase II transcription regulatory region sequence-specific DNA binding. Gene Ontology annotation, cellular component: nucleus. The record is from RefSeq and is a predicted model, not a curated record. The annotation marks the transcript as partial. The transcript has 9 exons. Gene Ontology annotation, biological process: regulation of DNA-templated transcription. NCBI's taxonomy places the organism in Eukaryota, Fungi, Basidiomycota, Agaricomycetes, Russulales, Bondarzewiaceae.
AAGGGCUCGAAGAGGAGGAAGGUCAACCAUGCCUGUCUGUAUUGCAGGAGGAGCCAUAUGACCUGCGACGAGGGGAGACCAUGUCAAAGAUGUAUCAAACGUGAGAUUGGACAUCUUUGCCACGACGAACGCCGCCCCAGCAAGUCCGACAAGCAACCCUCUGCAGAGUCGACCACUCAAAUCGCAGCCGGAUCCUCGUCGUAUGCCUCCCAAUCUGUCCCAGCGGCGGGGUGGCCCAGUAUGGCCGUCGCGCAGACUGGGUACAUGUACCCCCAGUUCGAGACUUUCGGCAAGGAAUUCUCCGUCCUCUCUGACUUUCUCGACACCCUCGAUGAACAAGCCUUCUUCAACCCGUCCACAGCCGUCGCGCCCUCUUCCCUCGUCUCUGGCGCUCCGUAUGGUAACCCAGACCUCGACGCUGUCGCUCCCACUCUGCCAUCCCAGCUCGGUGCUCAGAGCUCGCAGCAGAAUCAGAUACAGGAUGCCUCUGCCCAGCAGACGCAGACGACUCCUCAGCAGCAACAGCAACAGCUGCAGCAGUCGCCACAGCAGCAGUCUUCGCCCAUACAGGACCAGACGAUCGUCAACUUGUUCUCCGGGACUAGUAUGGCGGAGAAAUUCCUUCUGACGGCGGCGGACCAGGAGCCGGGAUCGCGCGACGAGCGGCUCAAGCGGGUCAUUAAGACCAAGUACGAGGCGGGGCUGCUGAAGCCGUACAACUAUGUCAAGGGUUACGCUCGGCUGUCGCGAUGGAUGGAUAGAAACGUGUCCCAGGAUUCAAAACAACAGAUUUUGCAGCCAUUAUCCGUGCUGAGGCCGAAGUUCAGGGCUAUCGCUCAAUCUCUGCGCGAUAUUGAUCUAGUGUUUAUUGAAGAGGCCUUCGAGCGCCUCUUGCUAGACUAUGAUCGUGUGUUUUCAGCGAUGGGCAUUCCCGCGUGCUUGUGGCGCCGUACGGGCGAGAUCUACAAGGGCAACCGCGAGUUCGCGGAGCUUGUUGGUGUAGAUGGAUAUAUGCUGCGCGACGGCCGAUUAUGCAUCUACGAGCUCAUGGCUGAGGAGUCUGCCAAAUAUGGCAACGUGGCGUUCGACUCGACGCAAAAAGCCGUGCUCACGUCGUGUGUGCUCCGGUUCAAACCCAUGAUCAGCUCAAACUCGGGCACGGGCACGCCUGGCAAGCGAUUGCAGCUCGGGACGACGCCAAAUGAGGACGGCUUCAUCAACUGCUGUUUUUCGUUCACGAUCCGGAGGGAUACGUGGGGCAUUCCCAGUAUGAUCGUCGGUAACUUUAUCCGAUGCUAG